Messenger RNA from Tilletiaria anomala UBC 951, 2718 nucleotides. Its product is annotated as putative RAD54-DNA-dependent ATPase of the Snf2p family. The record is from RefSeq and is a predicted model, not a curated record. Bases 96 to 2600 code for a protein of 834 amino acids. Gene Ontology annotation, molecular function: hydrolase activity, acting on acid anhydrides; DNA translocase activity; ATP binding. Gene Ontology annotation, cellular component: nucleus. NCBI's taxonomy places the organism in Eukaryota, Fungi, Basidiomycota, Exobasidiomycetes, Georgefischeriales, Tilletiariaceae. Gene Ontology annotation, biological process: double-strand break repair via synthesis-dependent strand annealing; reciprocal meiotic recombination. The transcript is spliced from 6 exons.
CUCAUAUGUAUAUCCAGCCUGCUCUCGACGACUAAUUCUUUGUACAGAAGCAGUCAAGUAGAAAGAGGAGAACUAGGGCCAGGCUGAAUCAAGCCAUGAGACGCAGCGUUGUACUUGCUGCGCUAGGUGGCAACACGCCCUCCUCAGAAAAGGCCAGCAGCUGUAAUGAUGCCUCUCGCUCCGCCUCUGGUGGCGGUUUCGGUCCGCUUCUCGGACGCAAGCCUUUCAAACCACCAUCUAUGAAGUCCAACAGCAACGUUUCUUCUCGUGGUCGCAAGCGGAUUCGCGUAGACUACUCAGGCAUGGGUGGCUAUGGGGAGGAUGUCGAGGACGGAGAGGCUGGCCUUGGAUCGGACGAGGAGGGAGCCAAGAGAAAACCGUUUAAAAAGAAAGCGAUAGAAGUCUCCGUCAAAGGCGUCGAUGCAAAUGGGCGUUCCCUGAAGGCUACUCACCGUGAAUGGCCCGUGUACAAGGGCAAAGAGAGGGCCUUGCAGCAACGAUUCAGUAUUCCUGUCAUGCGCAACAGAGAAGGAGAAAUCGUCGAGAAUCGCAUUACCAUGGCAUCUCUUGGCACGCGUCGGCCCAUCGAAAUCCCUCCAAGACCUCUUCAUGACCCUAUGGGAGAGUUCUCCAUUGUUCUCUUUGACCCCACCAUUGACGAUCGUGAAGCGGAGAGGAGAAAGGAAGAACUGCAACAGCAUCGCCAAAAGCUUGAGGAGAAAGGAGCACAACACAUCCAUGGCCCUCAUAAAAAGCUCUCAGAUAUCCUUGGCCUCAACAAAGAGCCUAAGAAUCUUGAUAUCAAAGUACCCGUCGUCAUCGACCCACGCCUAGCGAAGGUUCUUCGCCCACACCAAAUCGAGGGAGUAAAGUUCCUGUACCGAUGCACUACAGGACUCAUUGUCGCUAAUGCGCAUGGGUGCAUUAUGGCUGACGAGAUGGGUCUUGGAAAGACUCUGCAAUGUAUUGCGCUGAUGUGGACGCUGCUGCGUCAAUCGCCGAUUCCUAAUAAGCCCACGAUCGAUAAGUGCAUCAUCGUCUGCCCUUCGAGCCUUGUUCGAAAUUGGGCAAACGAAUUGGUCAAAUGGCUAGGUACAGCGGCGCCGGGGGUGUUCGCCUUGGAUGGAAAACUGUCAAAAGAGCAGGUAGAUGAGCGGGUCCGACGAUGGUGUUUAGCAAAAGGGAGGAGCAACACAGCACCUGUGAUGAUUGUGUCCUACGAGACACUUCGCAACUUGACCGACCACAUCGGUGACACAGAGGUUGGGCUUCUUCUGUGCGACGAGGGCCAUCGCCUCAAAAAUGCCGAGUCGCUCACGUUCCAAGCGCUGUGUCAGAUCAAUGUCAAGCGCAGGGUUAUUUUGUCAGGGACGCCUAUCCAAAACGACUUGAGCGAAUAUUUCUCACUGCUCAACUUUGCCAACCCUGACCUACUUGGCUCCAAGUUGGAGUUUCGCAAAAACUUUGAACUCGCCAUUCUCAAAGGGCGCGAUGCCGAUGCGACGGACAAAGAGCAGGAAGAGAGUAACAAGAAACUGCAGGAAUUGUCCUCGCUCGUCAGUCGGUUCAUCAUACGUCGUACUAAUGACUUGCUAUCAAAGUAUCUGCCUGUGAAGUACGAGCACGUUGUUUUCUGUCGCAUGGCGCCUUUGCAGCUUAGCCUGUAUCGCCAUUUCAUCCAAUCGCCCGAGAUCAAGAAGCUACUUAAAGGAGUAGGGUCUCAGCCGCUAAAAGCGAUCAAUAUCCUCAAGAAGCUGUGCAAUCACCCCGAUCUUCUCACCUUACCGGAUGACCUUGAAGGCAGCGAAAAGUGCUUCCCUGAAGACUAUGUUCCACGUGACCGCAGAAACGUGCACCCAGAAUACUCGGGAAAGAUGAUGGUCUUGGAACGCUUCCUGCGAACGAUCAAACAACAGACCAACGACAAGAUUGUCCUUAUCAGCAAUUACACCCAAACUCUAGAUGUUUUCGAACGCAUGUGCAGGAACAACAGGUGGGGCAACUUCCGCCUGGACGGGACCAUGAACGUCAACAAGCGACAGAAGUUGGUCGACAGGUUCAACGACCCAGAAGGCUCGGAAUUCGUAUUCUUGCUCAGCUCGAAAGCUGGCGGCUGCGGUCUGAAUUUGAUCGGUGCCAACAGGCUUGUCCUUUUCGACCCCGACUGGAACCCGGCAUCCGAUCAACAAGCUCUCGCACGAGUUUGGCGAGAUGGACAGAAGAAGAGCUGCUUUGUGUACCGCUUCAUUGGGACCGGAUCGAUCGAGGAAAAGAUCUUCCAAAGGCAAGCCCACAAGCAAACACUAUCCUCGUGCGUGGUCGAUGAGGCUCAAGAUGCAGCACGGCAUUUCAGUGGUGACGACCUUCGCGAGCUGUUCACAUUCAAAGAAAAGACGGUCAGCGAUACGCACGACACUUACAAGUGCAAAAGAUGCCGUGAAGGGAAGCAAAGGAUGAAAGCGCCCGCUCUGCUCUACGGUGAUACCAGCACGUGGAAUCACUACGAGAGGGCGGAGUUCGGUCAGCUCCACGAUGACCUUUUGCGGGCAGAGAUGGCGUACGAUGAUGUUUCCUUCGUUUUCCAAUAUUGCAGCCACUGAGCUCAAAGUCGACCCCUCAUCGAACGCCUCCGAAAAUAGAUCGAGAACCUUCAACAGACGCGCAGACCUUGACAUAUAUGUAUCAAUUAUUUAGGACGGAUUUGAAAUUGCAAGCAAC